This is a messenger RNA of Trichophyton verrucosum HKI 0517, 4440 nucleotides long. RefSeq lists its product as uncharacterized. Bases 1 to 4440 code for a protein of 1479 amino acids. Gene Ontology annotation, cellular component: membrane. Gene Ontology annotation, biological process: transmembrane transport. NCBI's taxonomy places the organism in Eukaryota, Fungi, Ascomycota, Eurotiomycetes, Onygenales, Arthrodermataceae. Gene Ontology annotation, molecular function: ABC-type transporter activity; ATP hydrolysis activity; ATP binding. The record is from RefSeq and is a predicted model, not a curated record. The transcript is spliced from 9 exons.
AUGGGCUGCUCUAUCCGCGCCGAGGACGCAUUUGGGCCUGCAGCGGCGCCGGAGUGCCUCGAUGGCUUCGACUUCACGCUGCUGUUCGAGGAGUCCUUCUUCUCCAUCGGCGUGUGCAGCGCCAUGCUGCUGUCGCUGCCGGUGCAGCUGGCCCGGCUGUCCCAUCGCCAGCAGCAGCAUAAUCAUCACCAGCAGGCGCCCGCCGGCCCUCUUCUCUACUCCAAACUGACCGCGCACCUUGUCUCGACCGGCAUCAAGCUCGUCCUCGUCGCUCUCGUGCUUGUCCCCGGGCGAGCGCUGGCGACCCGCGCAACCGUUGCAGCCGUGUCGAUAGCCGCCGCAACGUCUGCCUCCGUCGCCGUCCUGUCGUACUGGCAGCAUUGCCGGUCGCCGCGGCCGUCCACGCCCGUCUCGCUCUUCCUGGGGCUCUCGCUGCUGCUCGACGCCGUGCGGGCGCGGACGCUGUGGGCGGUGCAGCCGCGGGUGUUCUGCGCCGUGUUCAUCGCCGGCAUCGUGUCCGACCUGGCCAAGUUCGUGCUUGAGCUGCUCGAGCGCGGAGACGAUGGCUCGGAUGGCCCUGAUGGCCCUGGGCGGCUCCCGGCAGAGACCGUCGCGAACGUGUACAACCGCAGUGUCUUCUGGUGGCUGAACCCGCUGCUGCUCCAGGGGUUCCGUGAGAUCUUGCAGGCCGAGAAGCUUAGCGCUAUCGAUCGGCGUCUCAGGGGCGGCGACGACGACGAGGAGGACUCAUUCCUGGGCCAGUGGGAAGCCGCAAAGGUCAAGACCCCAGCGGCGCUGGUCCGUCUGUUGGCCGCUCACCAUCUAUGGGCGGCGCUGGCUGCUGUGAUCCCCCGUCUCUGCCUGACCGGACUCACCUUCACGCAACCAUUCUUGCUGGCUCGCAUCGUGAGAUAUGUCACGGAAGAAGCAGCAGGAGACGACGAUGGACUGGCCAGCCGCUACGGCUACGGCCUCAUUGCAGCAGCCUUGCUCGUUUACAUCGGCCUGGCGGUGGCCACCACCAAUACCCAGCACAAGACAUAUCGCCUUAUUACGAUGCUACGCAGCAGCCUCGUCCCGCUGAUCUAUACCCAGACCUUGCAUCUAGACACCUCUGCAGUGCGCGAUUCCGCCGCACUCACUUUGAUGAGUGUGGACAUUGAACGUAUCAGCUCAGGGCUACGCUAUUUCCACGAAAUAUGGGCUAGCCCGAUAGAUAUCGGCCUUGCUCUCUGGCUUUUGCAGCAGCAGCUUGGAGUCGCAGCUGUUGCCCCUGCGGCGAUCUUUCUUGUAUGCACCCUUUCCGGGCUGCUUGUGGCAGCCACCAUGGGCGCCCGCCAGCGACAGUGGCUAGAGGCCAUUCAAAAUAGAGUGCAUGCCACCUCGUCAAUGCUAAAGAAUAUCAAGGAGAUUCGGCUGGGCGGGUUACAGGGCCACGCGGCAAAGAAGCUGCAGGAACUAAGAUCAAAGGAAAUAUCAGAGUCUCGCCCCUUCAAGAAAGCGCUGGUUAUGAUUGUAACACUCUCCUUCACUACGGCAGCAUGUGGACCUCUGCUGGCGUUCACCAUGUACACGCUUCUGGCGUUGAGAAAUGGUUCACAGGCAUUGGAUUAUGAAAAAGCCUAUACCUCACUGUCACUCCUAGCGCUUUUGCAGACUCCCAUGGCGCUUAUUUUAGACGCCAUUGCUGGGUUUGUUGCCGCCUUUGGAGCAAUUGAACGUAUAGGUGAAUACGUUUCGAAGCCAACUACUAACGCAAGCAAAGCAUCCAGCACUGAAAUGAUCCCUCCAUCAAUAUCAACCAGGCCCGACAUAUAUGAAGGAAAAGGAAAAGAAGUUCUUGUUCGGGCUCAAGGCUUCAGUGCCGGCUGGAAUGCCGAUUUGCCUUUUGUUGUCAAGAACUUGGAUUUUGAAAUUUUGCGUUCGACUGUUACUUUCAUCAUUGGGCCAGUCGGAUGCGGGAAGUCGACGCUGCUGCAUUCGAUUCUGGGUGAGGUGAUGCAUACUGAUGGCUCUCUCCAAAAAUCAGUUACAAGGGUCGGUUAUUGCUGCCAGGAACCUUGGAUUACCAACGACACCAUUCGAGAUAACAUUAUAGGCUCUAACCUCUUCCAGCCGACUUGGUAUGAUCAGGUGAUAGAUACUUGCGUGCUGCGAGAUGAUCUCCAAGGAUUUCCCUACGGAGACCAAUGGAUUGUCGGCAGUGGUGGUAUGGCCUUGAGCGGCGGCCAAAAGGCUCGACUGGGGAUCGCACGAGCACUAUAUUCAAGAGAAACGCUUGUACUGCUAGAUGAUGUCUUUUCCGGUUUGGAUGCAAAAACCGAGGAGUUAAUAUUCCACAAUUUAUUUGGAGAACGUGGCAUCCUGGCAACGGAAAACAUCACUAUAGUUUUAGCUACGAAUGCCGCAAUGAAUCGCCUCAACUACGCAGAUAAUGCUAUAUACCUUGAUUCUACCGGCAACCAAGUGAGCAAAGAUGAUGCCUUGGAAAAAGAAUUGUCAGAGGGAGUAACUUUGGCUGCACCAUCCGAGAAGCGAACUUCGGCCGGCCAAUCCCAUGAAAACCACAUAGGGGCUACACCCGAACUCUCUAGCGCCAGACCUCUAACUGCAUCUGCUCAAGAAAAGGAACGACGGGUUGGCGAUACGACUGUCUAUAAGUACUAUAUACAAGUAGUUCACCCUAUGAGCGCAGCUUUCUUCACUGCGGUCUGUGUGGUUUUUGUCCUCGGACUAACCUUACCACAUUUUGUCAUAAAAUGGUGGCUACAACGGGACACGGAAUAUACUAUUUCUCAUAUUGAACUAUACUUGGGAAUUUACGCUGCGCUUGCUGGAAUGGCAAUUGUUUCUCUGGCUGUUGCUGCUUGGUACGAUUCACCACUUUGGGGUUAUCGCAGUUGCUUACUUGAAAUACACAGGUAUCUGACCGAGCACAUGCUACCGAGAGCUUCGAGGCAAUUCCAUGAAGGCCUCCUGAGUACAGUCGUGGAUGCACCUCUGCAAUUCUUUCUAAGUACCGACAUGGGAACCACCAUCAAUCGGUUUGCUCAAGAUUUACAAUUGGCAGAUAUGGAACUUCCACUAGCUCUCUUUAACACGACCGUUGAACUUAUAACUUGCCUGGCCCAGCUAAUCAUUAUCGCAGUCGCGUCGAAAUACAUUGGUGUCGCUAUACCAGUUAUUCUAACUGUCUUCUAUCUGAUUCAGAAGUUUUAUCUGCGCACUGCGAGACAAUUGCGACUACUUGACAUUGAAGCUAAAGCCCCCCUAUUUUCCAAAUUCCUAGAAACUCUGUCUGGCCUUGUUACGAUCCGGGCAUUUGGUUGGCAGAAAGAUUAUGAACAUCAUAACAACCAGGCGCUUAAUGAUUCACAGAAGCCAUUUUAUCUAUUAUUCUGUGUCCAGCGCUGGCUCAACCUUGUGCUUGACCUCGUAGUCGCAGCUAUUGCUGUCAUUGUCGUAUCAAUCGCUGUGCGGACAAAGGGAAAGAUUGAUGCCGGGUCCACCGGCAUCGCUCUAGUAAACAUCGUUCAGUUCAGUACUACUAUCAAGAGCUUAAUGGCCAAUUGGACUCAGCUUGAGAUAUCCAUUGGCGCUGUCUCCCGCAUUCGCUCGUUUUCGACUGAUACCUUAUUGAGCCGACCGCGAGAGCGGUCCCCUGAAUUAAAAGAUGAGGCAACUGGGCCUACCAUAUCGCCUUCCUGGCCGGAACAUGGGACUAUUGAAUUUCGAGGGGUCACUGCCGAAUAUGAGAUCAACUCUACGCCAGUCAUCAAAAAUUUGAAUCUAUUGAUCCAUAAAGGCGAGAAAAUUGCCUUAUGUGGGAAAAGUGGAAGUGGAAAAUCUUCAAUUAUCUCCGCGCUAUUCCGUAUUUUACAUGUCUCUGAGGGGAACAUCAUCAUCGACGGUGUCGAUAUUUCAGCUAUUCCCCAGGAAAUCCUUUAUACCCGUCUUGUCUGUGUCACCCAGACACCAUAUCUCAUACAAGGAACCGUCCGUGAGAAUGUUGACCCAUCCGGGACUUCCAGUGAUGAGCAGGUAAAUCAGGUUUUGAAAGAAGUGACACUCUGGGAUACAGUCAUAGCUCGGGGAGGUAUUGAAGUUCAGCUAUCAGACGAGUUAUUCAGCGUUGGCCAAAAACAGCUACUUUGUCUUACCAGGGCAAUGCUGCGACCCGGAUCCAUUCUACUUCUCGACGAAGUCUCCUCGAGUGUUGAUCUACACACGAAUAAGCUGAUGCAAAGUAUCAUCCGGAAACACUUCGCGACACGAACUGUCAUCACAAUUGCACACCAGAUAUUUACUAUUCUCGACGCUGACCGUGUCGCAGUCAUAUCCAACGGAGAGAUAGUCGAGGAAGGCCAACCAACGGAAUUACUUGAAAAGGAUCCCCCGGGGCCCUUUCGCAUUCUUGCUGCAGCAAAUAUGAAGCUAUGA